Oppia nitens is the source of this 1078-nucleotide messenger RNA. It is a transcript of the gene Tpi, whose product is annotated as triosephosphate isomerase-like. Gene Ontology annotation, biological process: glycerol catabolic process; glyceraldehyde-3-phosphate biosynthetic process; glycolytic process. Gene Ontology annotation, molecular function: triose-phosphate isomerase activity. The coding region runs from base 284 to 1027 and encodes 247 amino acids. The record is from RefSeq and is a predicted model, not a curated record. Gene Ontology annotation, cellular component: cytosol. NCBI's taxonomy places the organism in Eukaryota, Metazoa, Arthropoda, Arachnida, Sarcoptiformes, Oppiidae. The transcript is spliced from 4 exons.
UUUUUAAUGCAUUAAAUUCAAUGUCAAUAAUACAUGUAUAUUACAGACUGUAUUGUAAUAAAACUGAGUGAAGAUUAUCACCAAAAAUAUCGACAAUUAGAUAGACUUUUGUGGAAAAUUACUGUAAAUUUUUGACAUAAAUUAAUAGCAAACAAAAAAAAGUUGAUUCAAUUGAUUCAUACAUUUGUUUCCAACAAAAAUAGGUUCAACCGAUCGGUUCAUAAAAUCAAUCAGUUUUUGAAUCCACAGAAUAUUGCAAUCAAUUCAACGAUUAUCCAUAAAAAUGGUCCGAAAAUUCUUUGUCGGCGGAAACUGGAAGAUGAAUGGAGGAAAAGCACUGAACAAUGAAAUUAUUCAGACAUUAGUCAACGGACCACUUGAUGACGGAACCGAGGUAGUGGUAUCUGUUCCCAGUAUUUACUUGUCUGAAGUUAGGCGACAAUUGCCCGAAAAGAUUGGUGUUUCGGCUCAGAAUGCAUACAAAGUAUCGAAGGGCGCCUUCACCGGUGAGAUCAGUCCAGCAAUGCUUAAAGAUAUCGGAAUCAAUUGGGUUCUAUUGGGACACUCAGAGAGACGCAAUGUCUUCGGCGAAACUGAUGAAUUGAUUGCCGAUAAAGUUGGUCACGCAUUGGAUGAAGGCUUAAAAGUAAUCGCAUGUAUCGGUGAACUGUUGGAUGAAAGAGAGGCGGGAAAGACAACAGAUGUCGUGUUCAGACAAACUAAGGCCAUCGCUGCCAAAGUAAAAGACUGGAAUCAAGUGGUGUUGGCCUACGAGCCCGUGUGGGCCAUCGGAACGGGUAAAACGGCAUCACCGGCUCAGGCACAAGAAGUUCAUCUACAAUUGCGCGAAUGGCUUAAGACUAAUGUAUCGCCAGCAGUGGCUGAGUCCACCCGAAUCAUAUACGGCGGUUCGGUAACCGGUGGAAACGCUAAAGAGUUGGCCCAAGAGAAAGAUGUCGACGGAUUUCUUGUUGGCGGCGCUUCACUGAAGCCAGAGUUCGUCCAAAUAGUCAACGCUAAAGUCUAACUAUAUAUAUAUAUAUAUAUAUAUUUGAAUUUAAUCAAAUCUAACUAUGCU